Stylophora pistillata is the source of this 540-nucleotide messenger RNA. Its product is annotated as putative transposon-derived protein F52C9.6. The record is from RefSeq and is a predicted model, not a curated record. NCBI's taxonomy places the organism in Eukaryota, Metazoa, Cnidaria, Anthozoa, Scleractinia, Pocilloporidae.
AUGAGACUCCAGGGUAUCGCAGAGAAAAUCCUUCCAGAAAGUCAAUCAGGUUUGAGACCAAAUAAGGGAACAACUGACAUGAUCUUCUCUGUGAGACAACGUCAAGAAAAAUACAUGGAACAGAACAAACCACUAUACUUGGCAUUCAUCGACCUCACAAAGGCAUUUGAUACUGUUCCUAGAGAGCUGCUUUGGGAUGUGCUGAUAAAUGCCAAGAAAACUCAAGUUCUCUUCCAACCCUCUCCAAAAGACACAGUUAAAACUCCACCAUCUACAAAAAUUGGAGAAACAGUCCUGGAGAACGUGGAUAAGUUUACGUAUCUCGGCAGUACUUUAUCUCCUCAUGCAAAUGUGUACGCAGAAGUCAAUCCUCGAUUACAGCAAGCCGCUGCUGCUUUUGGGAAACUCCAGUCUACAGUGUUUCAAGACCGAGACAUCAGGUUAGACGCAAAAAUCAAAGUGUAUAAAGCCAUAGUUGUAACCACCUUACUAUGCGGAUCUGAAACAUGGACAAUCUACCGCAGGCACAUAGCAGCCUAA